AUGAGGCGGCCCUCGGCGAAGCUCUGCGCGGACUGCCUCCCAUGCGCGGUGCGGCGGCCCCAUGGCGUGCGGGCACCAACAUCACGGCUCCCGGUUGCGACUGAGAGACCUUAUGGCACGAGAUUAAGGACGCACUCCUCCAGACUUGUCAUCGCGAAAUGGACUGGCCGUAACCCACUUCUGCCCAUUGAUCCGAUGACGGGCGCCGUCAUGCCCGUAAAGUCGGUUUUGAAGAGGCGGAGUCUAGCUACUGCCGCCGGGGGCGUUGCGCCUUCGGAGGUGAUUUCUGAGACAAAGCCUUCAGGUCCAGUGCAGGAUGGACCGCUGAAGGAAUACGACGUGCGGGUGCAGGAGGGUCGUCUCCGGGAUGACCCAUACCAGCGAGGAAUCAUCCAGAACCUCCAAGACCUCUUCGAAGCGCUCAAGCACUACAAUGCCCCCGCGGUGAUCCACCCCAGCGUCGAGUCGCUUGACCCGCAGCCCAAAUCAUCAUUCUUCGGCUCGCUUUUCGGCUCCGGCGCCAGCAAGCCCGCCGCCUCUACGACUCCCGAGGGGCUCCCGAAGGGCCUGUACAUGUAUGGCGAUGUUGGCUGCGGCAAGACCAUGCUGAUGGACCUGUUCUAUGACACGCUGCCGCCGAAUAUCAAAACAAAGACCCGCAUUCAUUUCCACAAUUUCAUGCAGGAUGUACAUAAGCGCAUGCAUGUGGUCAAGAUGAAGUAUGGCAAUGACUUUGAUGCGCUGCCGCUUGUUGCCGCGGAAAUUGCGGAGAAGGCGAGCGUGCUGUGCUUCGACGAGUUCCAGUGCACAGAUGUUGCGGACGCCAUGAUCCUGCGCAGGCUCCUCCAAUUCCUCCAGUCCCACGGCGUCGUCCUCGUCACAACCUCCAAUCGCCAUCCAGACGACCUCUACAAAAACGGCAUCCAGCGCGAUUCCUUCAUCCCCUGCAUCAACCUCCUCAAAACCGCCCUCAAUGUCAUCAACCUCAACUCCCCAACCGACUACCGCAAGAUCCCCCGUCCCCCCGCCGCUGUCUACCACCAUCCGCUCGGCGAGGACGCCGAACAGCACGCCCGCAAGUGGUUCGAGUUCCUGGGCGACCCUAUCAAUGACCCGCCCCACCCGACCACCCAGGUUGUCUGGGGCCGCAAGAUCCAGGUCCCGCAAGCGAGCGGUAAGGCGGCGCAAUUCACGUUCGACCAGUUGAUUGGGACAGCGACCGGUGCGGCGGAUUACCUCGAGUUGGUGCGGCAUUAUGAUGCGUUUAUUGUCACCAAUGUGCCGGGCAUGAAUCUGAACCAGCGCGAUCUGGCGAGACGGUUCAUUACCUUCAUCGACGCGGUCUACGAGAGCAGGGCCAAACUUGUCCUCACAACCGAAGUCCCCCUCACAAACCUCUUCCUCUCAGAAUCCGACGUCAAAGACUCCCUCAAGGGCAAUGGCGACCACUCCGACCUCUCCGAUGCUAUGCGCAACCUGAUGGACGACCUGGGCAUGUCAGUGCAGGCUUUGAAGAACACUUCUAUUUUUAGCGGCGACGAGGAGCGCUUCGCAUUUGCGCGGGCGUUGUCGCGGCUGUCGGAGAUGGGGAGUAAGGAGUGGGUUGAGCGGGGGUUGGGGGUUGGAAAGAGCGCGGUUGAGAGCAAGGAGGAGCGUGAGGCGUGGUUGAAGACUAGGAGUCAUUGGAGUGAGGAUAAUAUGUAG
This is a messenger RNA of Penicillium canariense, 1704 nucleotides long. Its product is annotated as AFG1/ZapE family ATPase. The record is from RefSeq and is a predicted model, not a curated record. Gene Ontology annotation, molecular function: ATP binding; ATP hydrolysis activity. The transcript has 3 exons. NCBI's taxonomy places the organism in Eukaryota, Fungi, Ascomycota, Eurotiomycetes, Eurotiales, Aspergillaceae. Gene Ontology annotation, cellular component: mitochondrion; cytoplasm. Gene Ontology annotation, biological process: protein quality control for misfolded or incompletely synthesized proteins. Bases 1 to 1704 code for a protein of 567 amino acids.